AUGAACGAGCCAGCUGUGAGGGAUUUCAUCAGGAGAAACCGCACGUUCGACCUGGUGAUCUGCGAGCCGAUGCCCUACCAAGCUUACUACGGCCUGUUCCACACGGUCGGAUCGCCUCCUCUCGUCGGCUUCGUCACAUUUUCUGCGGUUGCUUCCACAUACUAUACCCUGGGCAAUUUCAUGAACCCAGCCUAUAUGCCUGAUGUCCUAGUUAGUCUCUCUAAUCACCUGACCUUCUGGGAGCGCGUGUACAACACCUACUACUAUCUGAGGUUAUACCACAUGUGGUUCUACGGAGUGCUCCCGAAACAGGAGUCUCCCAUGAGAGAAGUCUUCGGAACUGAACCACCUUCAAUUUACGAAACUGAGCGCAGCUACAGUUUACUCAUAGUCGGCAACCAUUUCUCUCUGGAGUACCCUCGACCGCAGCUACCGAAUGUCGUAGAGAUUACUGGCCUCCAAGCAUCAACGAAGAUCGAGAAGUUACCGAAAAAUAUCCAAGAUUUAUUAGACGGAGCGGAUCAUGGCGUCGUCUACUGCAGCCUUGGUUCCAACGUCAGAAGCAUAGACCUCCCACUGGAGAAGAUUCAGACACUCGUGGAGGCAUUCAGAGAGCUGCCGCAGCGCGUCAUCUGGAAGUGGGAGAACGACUCCCUGCCUUCUCAGCCAGACAACGUCAUGGUCCGCAAGUGGCUGACGCAACAGUCCGUACUGGGCGAGCUGUUGUUUAAUCUAACUCGUCCUAUAAGUUGCAUCCAUGUUGGAACAUUUCAGCUCGGUGACAAUGUUUACUUUUACAAUUCAAUCACCAAGGUCAGUGAUGCUAGGAGUUGA
Schistocerca americana (American grasshopper) is the source of this 834-nucleotide messenger RNA. RefSeq names its product UDP-glucosyltransferase 2-like. Gene Ontology annotation, molecular function: UDP-glycosyltransferase activity. The record is from RefSeq and is a predicted model, not a curated record. The transcript is spliced from 4 exons. Lineage: Eukaryota; Metazoa; Arthropoda; Insecta; Orthoptera; Acrididae. Bases 1 to 834 code for a protein of 277 amino acids.